This is a messenger RNA of Carya illinoinensis, 1881 nucleotides long. Its product is annotated as pyruvate kinase, cytosolic isozyme. The transcript has 3 exons. Gene Ontology annotation, molecular function: magnesium ion binding; pyruvate kinase activity; potassium ion binding. Gene Ontology annotation, biological process: glycolytic process. Lineage: Eukaryota; Viridiplantae; Streptophyta; Magnoliopsida; Fagales; Juglandaceae. The coding region runs from base 149 to 1642 and encodes 497 amino acids. The record is from RefSeq and is a predicted model, not a curated record. Gene Ontology annotation, cellular component: cytoplasm.
UAACUCAAGGGCAAGUAUCAUCUCCCGCGAAUAAAAGUCCCCUGUUGUUGACGAUUUUUGGGUUACUUCCACGUUCUUUGGUUUCUCUGGUUGGAAAAAUCAUACGCAUAAUCUCCGUCGUCGUCUUCCAAGGCUUCGAGGCUUAAGAAUGGAGAUUAUGAAGACACCAAAGACGAAGAUCGUGUGCACUCUAGGACCGGCAUCGAGGUCCGUACCAAUGAUAGAGAAGCUGCUUAGGGCCGGCAUGAACGUCGCUCGCUUUAACUUCUCUCAUGGAUCUCACGACUAUCACCAGGAAACCCUUGACAAUCUCAGGACCGCCAUGGAAAACACCGGUAUUCUUUGUGCCGUCAUGCUUGACACCAAGGGACCAGAGAUUCGAACUGGGUUUCUCAAAGAUAGCAAACCCAUCCAGCUAAAACAGGGUCAAGAAAUCACCAUAUCUAUUGACUAUAGCAUAAAGGGUGAUGAGAAUAUGAUUUGCAUGAGCUACAAGAAGUUGGCCGUGGAUGUAAAGCCAGGAAUGGUGAUACUUUGUGCAGAUGGCACUAUAUCAUUUACGGUUUUAUCUUGUGACAAAGAAUCAGGUUUCGUUCAAUGUCGCUGUGAAAACUCUGCUGUUCUUGGUGAGAGGAAAAAUGUUAAUCUUCCAGGGGUGGUAGUGGAUCUCCCUACCUUAACAGAGAAAGACAAGGAGGACAUCUUGCACUGGGGAAUCCCCAAUAAAAUUGACAUGAUUGCUUUAUCUUUUGUUCGAAAAGGUUCAGACCUUGUGGAGGUCCGAAAGCUGCUUGGGAAUCAUGCUAAGAGCAUACUUCUCAUGUCAAAAGUUGAAAACCAAGAAGGUGUGGCAAAUUUUGAUGACAUCCUUGCAAAUUCAGAUGCAUUUAUGGUGGCACGAGGUGACCUUGGAAUGGAAAUCCCAAUUGAAAAGAUAUUCCUAGCACAGAAAGUGAUGAUUUACAAGUGCAACAUCCAAGGAAAACCUGUUGUGACUGCAACCCAGAUGUUGGAGUCGAUGAUAAAAUCUCCCCGGCCAACUAGAGCCGAGGCCACUGAUGUUGCCAAUGCUGUUCUUGAUGGCACAGACUGUGUGAUGCUGAGUGGUGAAACAGCUGCUGGAGCUUAUCCAGAACUUGCAGUUCGAACAAUGGCCAAAAUAUGUGUAGAAGCAGAGGGCACCCUUGAUUAUGGAGAUGUCUUCAAAAGACUAAUGCAACACUCGCCAGUGCCGAUGAGCCCGUUAGAGAGCUUGGCUUCUUCCGCUGUCAGAACAGCCAACUCAGCAAAAGCAGCUGUUAUAUUGGUCCUAACAAGAGGUGGCAGUACUGCCAAACUGGUGGCCAAGUAUAGGCCAGGCAUGCCCAUCUUGUCUGUGGUUGUCCCAGAGAUUAAGACAGAUUCCUUUGACUGGUCGUGCAGUGAUGAAGCUCCAGCAAGGCAUAGCCUAAUUUUCCGUGGGUUGGUUCCAGUUUUAAGUGCAGGGUCUGCUAGGGCUUCUGAUGCGGAGACAACAGAAGAGGCGCUGGAGUUUGCCAUUCAACAUGCAAAGGCACGGGAUCUCUGCAAAAAUGGAGAUUCUGUGGUGGCUUUGCACCGGGUUGAUAAUGCUUCUGUUAUCAAGAUUUUAACUGUCAAAUGAUAUCAUUUUCAUAGUUUCAUUGUCUCGCUCUCUCUAUAGACUCUUAUAUUUCUUGUUUGGAGGGAUUAGCAUCGACAUGAGCUAAAAAUGAUGCUUCUAGUUUUGUUUUUUUGUUUUUUUCCUUGAUGCAGAACCCUCUACAACUACUACCCGUGUCUUGAUGGGAAAAAACUGAAUUGGGAUUUAGAUUUCUAAAUGUUUGAUUAUGUGACUGAUAUAAUAGUUUUUAUUUUUUGCUA